Molecule: messenger RNA, 1812 nt
Organism: Aspergillus puulaauensis
Lineage: Eukaryota; Fungi; Ascomycota; Eurotiomycetes; Eurotiales; Aspergillaceae
Product: ferric reductase family protein
Exons: 6
Coding region: 1-1812 (603 amino acids)
Biological process (GO): intracellular iron ion homeostasis; iron ion transport; copper ion import
Cellular component (GO): plasma membrane
Molecular function (GO): ferric-chelate reductase activity
Source: RefSeq, a predicted model, not a curated record
AUGGGGGUUGAUCAUCUGCCGCCCGGCCAGCACCGCACUCAUGAGGUCCAUCCUCCCAUGAAUGUAGCGCUGGCAGCACCGCUGUUCGUGCUCGUGGGCGCCUUUGCGAUUCUUUUCCUCGGCCGUCUCGCGAUAGCGCUGCACCGCCGGCGACGUCUCCGUGCGAUACUGAAAGAUGGUUACCAGUCGAGGUUCACAGAGCGGAAUGGCUUCAUGGCCUGGAUCAACAAACACGUCCUCUACGCGCCGCUGCUGUCAACCCGGCAUAGUCGCGAGUUCAACCUCGGGGGAAUUCACAUGGGCACCUUGCCGCUGCGGAUAGAGACCGUGCUUCUCACCGGUUACCUUGGGAUAAAUCUAGCAUUCUUCGUUUGCUUGAUCGACUGGUGGGAGGACUACGAGGAACUGAUGUACCAACUCAAGUACGCGGCGGGCCACUUGGCUGUGAUGAAUACGCCGGCGCUGGUGUUGACCGCUGGCCGGAACAAUCCGUUGAUUCCGCUGUUGGGGAUUCAGUUUGAUGCGUUUAAUCUGCUGCAUCGCUGGGUUGGUCGGCUUGCUGUGGUUGGUGCAGUUGUUCAUGUCUCCUGUGUGAUUGCGUCGAAGGCUGCGGAAGUUGGUGUGGAAACGACAACUCAGCUUAUAUUCCAUGUUCCGUUUUUUAUUUACGGACUUGUUGCCUUUCUCGCAUUCCUUCUGAUCGCAGUCCAAUCCACCUCGCCCCUUCGCCAUGCUUUCUACGAAGCUUUCCUCCACUUCCACAUCCUCCUCGCAGUAGCAGCUUUUGUCGGACUCUGGUACCACCUGCGUAAUCUGGCACAGCAAUGGGUGCUUCUUGGAACAAUAAUCUUAUGGGGACUGGAGCGAGCCGCACGCCUAGGAAGCCUCGUCUGGCGCAACUGGGGCAAGCAACGCACAAUCGCCGACGUCGAAGUUCUCCCCGGAAAUGUCGCGCGGGUUAACGUCGCCCUCGCUCGAACCUGGAAGUUCAAGUCCGGCCAAUACAUGUACCUCUACAUCCCGUCCCUGGGGCUGUGGACCUCGCACCCAUUUUCCGUCGCCUGGACGGCAACCGAGGAAACCAGCGUGGUGGACAAGGCAGACUCCAACGACUCGUUCAAUAUGCUGCUCAAUGAGAAAACGCGGACGACGGUGUCGUUCCUCAUUAAGCGCCGGGAUGGGUUUACGUGCAAGUUGCUGCGCAAGGCUAUUGAUUCGGAGGCGUGUCGGUUUACUGCGACGGCGUUUGCGGAGGGGCCGUUUGGCGGUCUUCAUUCCCUGUCCUCCUACGGAACGGUGAUGCUCAUAGCAGGCGGAAUCGGUAUUACGCACCCAAUGUCCUACAUGCACGAGUUCAUGGAGGGAUACUCCGCGCGGACAAUUGCCAUUCGACGAGUGAACCUGAUCUGGGUGGUUCGCAGUCUCGACCACCUAACAUGGAUCCAACCCUGGAUGACAUCUCUCUUCACGCACCCCGCCGUACACACUAAAGAACAACACCCAUUCCAAUUCAAGGGCCUGGGCGUGUCAAUCCACAUCUACGUGACGGACAGGCGGUGCAGCGAGGAGUACAUGGCCGACAAGAGCGACAGCCCAUGGGCGUUCUCUGCACCGCCUGGGGUCCAGGUGAGCAUUGACUUUGGAAAGCCGUGCUUUGGUCAUAUCGUAGCGAAGGAGAGAGAUAGCCAGGUGGGUGCGAUGGCUGUGACUGUGUGCGGGCCUGGAGGGAUGGGCGAUGAUGUGAGGAAGGCCGUCCGGACGGUGCAGGGGAGGAAGACGGUGGAUUUGUAUGAAGAGACGUUUUCUUGGUAG